UUUCGUAUGUAUCGAUGUUGUGUACUACGUGCCGUUGGCUUAUAUAUAAAUACAUGCUAACGAGUAACACAUACUGUUUGAAAUAAAAAUUGAAAAUGUUGACUGUGAUCAUUAAAAGGACUGUUUCUCGAUUAGAUUUACGAAACUUGUAUGUAUCCGUAGCAUGUAAUAAUUAUAUAUUGAGAACGAAAAGAUAUCAAUCCAAAGAAUUAAUAUUGCCGUCUAUAACCUCCAAAGGAAAUAUAAUAUAUAGAAAUUUUUCUCAAAACGAGGAAAAGAAGAAAGAAAAAAAAGAAUUUUUGCCACAACUUAUACCUGGUCCCAUUAUUAUGACAUAUUCUAUUUUUAAUACCUUUAAAAUGCGUUUCCUUCAAUUACUUAUACCUACUUUAACGAAGGAUUCAGAGUUUAAGUUGAGAGAUAUUAUGGAUUCUGCUAGAAAAGCAGCUUCGAUGGUAUCAAUAGCAUUAGCGAAUAAAGAUUAUAAUUCUUUAUACAAUCUUGUAGAUAUUAGCGUAUUACAAAUCUUAAAGUCAAAAGUAGACACAUUAACCGAAGAACAAAGAAAACUUAUUGCUAUGACAGAAGAAAGUAUAUUUUUAUGUUUCCCUUAUAAUCUUAACUUCAUAAUGGAUUCAGAAGAUAAUGUAACUGUAGUAUUGGAAUUGGUUAUACAUUAUGCGCCAGGCAUGGAUCUUAACGAUAUCUUUUCUAAAAGUAAGUUUAUUCAAUUUACGAGAAUUGAACAUAAGUGUGUAAGCAAUUAUACAUUUACACGAGAUUAUAGGCAAGGUAAAGAUACUUAUUGGAUAAUCACACAUCUUAAUCACUGUCAAAUAAAUUAAAGCUAAUGUAAUCGUUUAACAGCUAAAACUAUUAAUAAGAAUAAAAAAGGAAAAAAAAAAUAAAUAAAUAAAUCAUUAAAUGGUAAA
Molecule: messenger RNA, 932 nt
Organism: Vespula pensylvanica (western yellowjacket)
Lineage: Eukaryota; Metazoa; Arthropoda; Insecta; Hymenoptera; Vespidae
Exons: 3
Coding region: 96-845 (249 amino acids)
Biological process (GO): inner mitochondrial membrane organization; protein insertion into mitochondrial inner membrane from matrix
Cellular component (GO): mitochondrial inner membrane
Molecular function (GO): ribosome binding
Source: RefSeq, a predicted model, not a curated record